AGCCGCGCGCAGGGGCGGGGCGCCGCCACCGCUUCCGCCGGGCUAUGGGGCCGCGCAUGGUACCGCGGCCGCUCCCGGCGCUGCUGCUGCUGCUGCCGACGCUGCUGCUGGUGCGCGGACUCAGAGAGGCCGUGUCUCCGCCACUGCGCUCCGUGCAGGUCACGCUCUCGCCGCCGCCCGCCGUGACAAACGGGAGCCAGCCGGGCGCGCCGCACAACAGCACGCACGCACACCUCCCGGGACCGCUGCGCUCCCAGCUGCUGCGCUCCUUCUACGUGCUCACGGGCUUGUGCGGCCUGGCAGCGCUCUACUUCCUCAUCCGGGCCUUCAGGUUGAAGAAGCCGCAGCGAAGGAGAUGUUGAGCCGAGGGGAGGCAGCAUUUCUAGUAGCCCCAGGGGAUGACAAGAGACUAGACCCACCUCAGUGCCCAGCGUUCCCAGCCUGUCCUCCUGCUGGCCUGAGUGCCUCACCACGUGCCAGUCUGAGCGCUUCUGCUGGAACCUGUGCCACCACCCGCCUGCCUUCCCUGACCCUCUCCUGGACUGCCCAGCCUGGCCUCCCAGAUGCUGCCUCGGCCUGGCCAGCAUUCCAGGUGGUAGAAGCCGUAGGGGCCCCAGUAGCCGCUGCCCAGGGCUCUGAGGCCCCUUGCUGGACUGUGACUUGUGCUGCUCCCUGUCCUCUGUGUGCAGGGAGCCCGAGGGGCCUGUCUGGGAGUGCCUUCCCGCUGGGCUGGGAACAAUAAACGUGGCAGUGUUUCUGUA
Messenger RNA from Microcebus murinus (gray mouse lemur), 761 nucleotides. NCBI's taxonomy places the organism in Eukaryota, Metazoa, Chordata, Mammalia, Primates, Cheirogaleidae. The record is from RefSeq and is a predicted model, not a curated record.